Molecule: messenger RNA, 2418 nt
Organism: Cladophialophora carrionii CBS 160.54
Lineage: Eukaryota; Fungi; Ascomycota; Eurotiomycetes; Chaetothyriales; Herpotrichiellaceae
Exons: 7
Coding region: 1-2418 (805 amino acids)
Biological process (GO): nuclear-transcribed mRNA catabolic process, nonsense-mediated decay
Cellular component (GO): telomerase holoenzyme complex
Molecular function (GO): protein binding; telomerase RNA binding; telomeric repeat DNA binding
Source: RefSeq, a predicted model, not a curated record
AUGGAAGACAUCGCCCUCCGGGCAUCCAAAAAUGUAGAUCGUGCAGAGAACGAUAUUACACUCGCCCUGUCCCGCCCAGACACCAAGCACGAGAACUUGGAACCGCUGCUCGCAAAGUUCCGCGCAGCAUGUCAAGACUACAUCUUCCUCGAUUUCGCGGCUGCGGCGAAGAAGCAAGUGGAAGCGCGUUUGUGGGCCGCGCAUUCCAAGGUAAACUCGAGAUUCAGACCGCUCAUGGCAAGAUUUCGAGAGGCAGAUGGCCAGAAAUUGAAGGUCGAACGCCGGAAAGCUGAGAAACUUUACCUGCUGUUCAUCAAAUCCAGCCAAGCAUUCUAUCGAGGUUACAUUCAGCGUCUUGCCUCGAAUUUCAAGGGUAUUCCGGAGAUCCUCACCUUGGCCUAUGGCAUGGAGCUGGAUACGCUUUCAGCAGACACGCCGCAGCCCGUGGACGCCGUGCUCAAAACAAAGCUCGUUGAUUCGUGUUAUUCAGCCCUGGUGCAGUGCGGCGACCUCUCCAGAUAUCGAGAGACCGAGCUGAAAACACACUUGCGCAACUGGGGUCCCGCUGUAGGGUAUUACAACAAGGCUGCCGUUCUCAAGCCCGCAGACGGCAGAGCGUACAAUCAACUGGCUGUCAUAGCUCUCAGUGACCAAGAUCACUUACGAGCUGUCUACCACUUGUACCAGGCAAUGUGCGUGGAAAUGCCAUUUCCUCAAGCCCGAGGAAACCUGGAGCUCGAGUUCAAGAAACUCCGCGUCAAGGCGAACCAGGGAAAAGCAAUCGCCGAGAAUUCCGAUGUGUUCAAGGGCAAUCCUUACCUCUAUGAACGGUUCCUUUUGUUUCAUGCCCGCUGUUGGGAAGAGAACCCCUCCGAACAGGAAGAGCAGCAAAUGGAGAUCCUCCGGCUCAUUGCUGAUCAAAUUCGGCAGCAGCCUGAGGCUACCAUUCUCAGGAAGUUCUCCUUGAUCAACAUCGCCGCGGAGAAAUCAGCUGCGGAAAAGGUGGACGGCGACCCGUCAGCGUUUCGCUCUUUUGAAAUUCUUCAGUCAUUCAACGUAAAAACAUUCUCUUUGCUUCUCAAACUUGUGCUUGAUGAGCUUCAGCAACUUACGGAAAAUGUUGACCUUCCUGCAACCAAUCCUCUGGCUGAAGUUCCUCCAGUCACGCGACGGACCCUCUCGCAUUUGAGGCUAUACAGCGGCUGGCUGCUUACCACCGUUCAGUACCUUCUGGCGAAUUUGGGGCUCGCUUCCCAGAUGCAGCAGCUGUGGCGUCUGUAUGUCGGAGCACUUAACCUGCUGCUGCAGUUGUUCCCACCCAGCGACGCAGAGAUUGAAUAUCUGCUGAAAGAAGACGCAGAGACUCUUGGUUUUUCUGCUUUUAGCCAGUUCGUUAGGGACAAGCGGUUUCGUCGAUCGAGCCAAUUCAAACCAAUUUAUACCGAAGCAAGCUUUGGCACUGCGAUUCCUAACAAUGAGAUGCUUUUCCGCAUCAAGGAAUUCAUUCGAGACGCCAUGUUUCUAUUCAAGAGUGUUGAGUUCCAUUCUCUCCCCGUGCCUCUGACGUUCGCCGGUAAGCGCUUCGUCUAUCUUGGUGAUGAAGAUAGGCCUGCGCAAGCUGAGAAAGCACCGGGCGCCUCAGCUGCUGAGGCUUUUGCUGGUCGGCAGGCAAGCGUAUCAAGUGCCAAUACCGAUCAACAUGAAAUUGUUCCUGAUGCCGAAGGGUCAAUGGCUUCCCGCAUGGAGAACAUGGUCGAUGACUUAACCCGCCCUGGUGUUCCUUCGCGGGAGAGCAACCGUUCAAGCAUUGCACACGAUUUCUCCGCAGCUCCAAUGAAGACGCCUUUGGCGCAAACAUUCGCGGAUUGGGGAAAUCCACCAUCGCAGCCUGCUACAGUCACUGCACGGGAUCUCGUGCAGCGGAUGCAGCACUCGUCGUCAAGCGCCUCGCAACCUAGUCCGAGAGCCCAGGCUAUCAACAUUGCACCGCUGCCAUCUAUCUGGAAUACUCCGUUUGCGCCGCGACCAGGGGAAACACCCGAGUCAUCUCCCCGGCCAAGCAGUGCUCAUCGGUUUACGCACCCACCUUCGGUGCCUCAAAAUCUGAACAGCUCUGCGGAGUUCCAUACGAAUCUUGUGCACUUGCAAGAGGAAAUCCAGACGAGAACGUCCCCUCAAUCUUCGUUUCAGCCAACGAUGUCGAGCCAUUAUGACACGCCGACCAAUCUCACAUCCUGGAUCCGAGCCCACGACCAAAUACAGCCUCCGUCCUCGCCUUGGCAAAGCCCAUUUAUCAGUGCGGUGCCUCUCCACCAGACUCCCGUACCUACGAAACAUACCAAUGCGUCUCCUUAUGGUGCUAUUGGCGAAUCACGGCCAAGGAGUAGUCGCACUCCGAACAGUAGUCAACCCGGGUGA